Molecule: messenger RNA, 481 nt
Organism: Notechis scutatus (mainland tiger snake)
Lineage: Eukaryota; Metazoa; Chordata; Lepidosauria; Squamata; Elapidae
Source: RefSeq, a predicted model, not a curated record
AUGCUAGACAUUGAUUCAAUCCAUACGCACAAAAGCAACAUUUUGGCCUUGGGGGAACUCAAUCAAGAAUGCGGCCUCCUGACUACCAAACCUUCCUCCCACGAAAUUUAUGCACGAAGCAAUUUUUACAGAGGUUCAGGCCGGUGUAACUCUGUGGAGAAGAAAAUCUACAUCCCGCUGAAUAGAACAGCCACCUGUGUCCGUCUCCUGAAUGCCACUCAUCAAAUAGGCUGCCAGUCCUCUAUGUUUGGAGACACCGGGGUCAUUCACGUGGUAGAGAAGGAGUCGGACCUGAAGUGGGUGCUGUCAGAUGGUCGACACUCCCCUUACAUGGUACUGCUGGAUGGAAAGCUUUUUACAGGACCGGUGAUGAUGAAGCUGAAGGGCAGCUCCCGGAUUGCAGGCGUGGCUGUGGCCGUCUCCAAGACCAGCCCGUCGGAAGGUUUUUCUCCUGGUCUUCCGUGUCCCAAUGAUGGCUACG